Letharia columbiana is the source of this 666-nucleotide messenger RNA. RefSeq lists its product as uncharacterized. The coding region runs from base 1 to 666 and encodes 221 amino acids. Lineage: Eukaryota; Fungi; Ascomycota; Lecanoromycetes; Lecanorales; Parmeliaceae. The transcript has 2 exons. The record is from RefSeq and is a predicted model, not a curated record.
AUGACGACAAAGCCGCUACCACCGCGAAUAGUAUUACAGACUGCACUCACAAUCUCCACCACUACCACAAUCACAAUCGCAGCGACCAUGCCCGCCUUCCACGAUACAUGGCUCUCGCCAAACAUCAGCAUCCCCCCAAUCUCUACCGGAGCCGAUCACAAUCACCACGACCGGUCGACUUCAGGUUUGCAAAUCUGCCGCCUCUGCAGCGACGGCUUCCACACCGAGAACAACCUCUCACACACUCGGGCUCGAUCCCCAUGCGCCGACCUUUCCUGCACCGGCUGCACGUGGCUGUGGCGCAACGGCGACUCCGCCUGUCGCAGAUGCGUCGCGCGCUUCCCUUGCCCGUUUCGGGCUCCGGCGUCGGGGUCGGCAGGGGUUGAUGGUCUGCCGAGCUUAAGCUACCGCGUCCUGGUGCCGGAUGAAGGUUAUGAGGGCGGCGAUGAACGGGGCAUCAUUGCCAAGGUUGGAAACUUUCCAUCUGCCGGCUCAACAAAUUUGGCUAAGAAGGUCGACAGGCGCUUCGCGGCCGGGACGAUUGAGGGCCAUGACGCGGAUUCCUUAUCCGUACAUCGCAAGCGACGCCUCGCUAUAACAGCGAUCUCGACACGACGGGUAGCAAAGCGGGGCCGAUGGAGGCUGCGGAAAGGACGGAGUCCUUGA